AAACUAGCAGCCGCCAUGUUGUGUCUCCGGGGGCCUCGAGGGACGUCCGGUAGUAAACAGUAGAUGACGGUACCGCCUGUUCGGCAGCUCUCAGGAACAGGACCGCAGCUGGACGCUAUGAGUCGUCCAUCUUCAGCCGGAGGUGGGGGACUCGGGGCCGGGAAAGCAGGCGGAGGGAAGCACGGGGGAGCGGGAGGCGCCUCUGUUGCCGCAGCGGCCGCCGGCGUGAGCUCCGUGGCCGGGUCGGGGUCUGCUCCCCCUUCCUCCACCGUGUCCAUGCCGGCUACCGGCCUCGCCGGACAAUCCUCGGAGCUCACGGCGCUAUUCGAGUGCCCGGUAUGCUUCGACUACGUCCUGCCGCCUAUCCUGCAGUGCCAGGCGGGUCACCUGGUCUGUAACCAGUGUCGUCAGAAGCUGAGCUGCUGCCCGACCUGCCGAGGCCCGCUCACCCCGAGCAUCCGGAACCUGGCCAUGGAGAAGGUGGCCUCCACACUGCCGUUCCCCUGCAAGUAUUCGUCAGCCGGCUGCCCGCUGUCUCUUCACCACAGCGAGAAGCCCGAUCACGAGGAGGUGUGCGAGUUCAGGCCGUACACCUGCCCGUGCCCAGGAGCCACCUGCAAGUGGCAUGGCUCGCUGGAGGCCGUCAUGCCUCACCUCAUGCACGCUCACAAGUCCAUCACCACGCUGCAGGGGGAGGACAUCGUUUUCCUGGCAACGGACAUCAAUCUGCCGGGUGCCGUCGACUGGGUGAUGAUGCAGUCGUGUUUCAGCCACCACUUCAUGCUGGUGCUGGAGAAGCAGGAGAAGUAUGAAGGUCACCAGCAGUUCUUUGCUGUCGUGCUGCUCAUCGGCACCCGUAAGCAGGCCGAAAACUUCGCCUAUCGCCUGGAGCUAAACGGCAACCGGCGCCGGCUCACCUGGGAGGCCACGCCGCGCUCCAUCCACGAUGGCGUGGCCGCCGCCAUCAUGAACAGUGACUGCCUGGUCUUUGACACCUCCAUCGCCCAUCUGUUCGCUGACAAUGGUAACCUGGGGAUCAACGUCACCAUCUCCAUGUGCUGACGGAGCCGAGUGGAGCCUCCUGUCGAGGGAGGAGUUAAGGAGGUGCAGAGUGCACCUGCUGACAGCCUCGGUUGGAGUCGUUCGAGGAGUCGGCUCAAAGAGUCAGCAGCUGCCCUUUGACCUCUGUGGUCAGCUAACGAUGGACGUGGGGCAGAACGUCGCCUCGAGCCUCCAACUCUCCUCGAUGGAGGAACGGUCGGAUCUGUUGUUCGACCGCAGCCAGGACGUCUGGCCUGGUUAGAAACUCCCGAGGACUCGGUCCUCAUUGGUGGAAACAAACACUUCUCUCUGCCGAAGCAGCUCCCUCUUCCUGCGUCAGGUUAGUCGGCUUCCUGUCAGGCCGGCGUGUUCACAAUAUUCUGCUCUGCAGUUCUGGUGCUAUGACUUCACGUUCUUCACCAGCAGAGGCCAAAUAACCACGACUGUUACGACAUUCACAGUUAAUGGUUCAGGAAAUGUUCUGACGUUUGCGUUCACGUCUCAUUGUCGUUGUUUUACUGAGAUCCUGAACAGUUUGGUUCAUUAAUAAACGUCAGAGUUCAGCUUCUUUACUGGUUAAUGUGCAGAUUAUUUAUUGUUUUGGGUUUUUGUUGAAAGGAAGUGGAGAAUGUAAAGAUGUUUGCUUUAGUAUCACAUAUAACAAGAAAUCAUCCAGUGUUUAUAGGACAGAGUGCUGAUGUUUUGGAAAGUGAGUCUAAUCUUGUUGCCAGACCAAAAAUAUUCAGGAAAUAUGAUUCAAGGUGAAUUUGACUUAUUACAAUAAUCUCUGUGCACUGAAGGAGUUAUUGGAAACAAUCUCCACGUCCAUGGAGGUGAGGCGUGUGAAAAUGUUUCUGCUGUAAAGUUUUAGUAUGAAAGAGGAUAAAUGUCAUUUUAAGACUGCAAUUUAAAGCAAAAUGAGAAAUUAGACACUUUUAAUCCGAGGAAAAUGUUUGUCUGACUUGUUAGUUUUCUUUGUCACGUGUCAGUAAAUUAAAAACUGUCAUUCUCAUUCUCAUUGGCUGUUUCCUCACACUUUUUUAACCUUUUAGCUUAUUUGAUAAACUCAGUAAAGAAAGGGCAGAGAGAGGAGGGCGGUGGGUCGGGCUCUCAGCUGUGGUUUUAAUAUGUAUAGAAAUAAUCUGCAGGUUAAUCCGUCUGUCGUCAUAAAAAACAGCAGAUGGUUUGAAAAUGAAACAAACUGUGAAAAAGCUCCACAGACCUCGAGUCAGCUGGUGGAAGAAGGAGAAGCAGUUCAGGUAAAGCAGAGUAAUGUGAACACCAAC
This is a messenger RNA of Neolamprologus brichardi, 2327 nucleotides long. The record is from RefSeq and is a predicted model, not a curated record. NCBI's taxonomy places the organism in Eukaryota, Metazoa, Chordata, Actinopteri, Cichliformes, Cichlidae.